Molecule: messenger RNA, 1279 nt
Organism: Coregonus sp. 'balchen'
Lineage: Eukaryota; Metazoa; Chordata; Actinopteri; Salmoniformes; Salmonidae
Source: the annotation of a GenBank genome assembly
CAAGAUCCCAUUGAGUACUCCCUCCCUGCUGAUCAUGACAGCUGCUGGCGCUGAAGCAGUUUGCUUUGAGAUCCCUGGGUGUCAUCAUGCGGAGAGUGACAGGAGUCUUUAUGCCCGAGUGAGCCGCAGAGACAAAGGGCGGCCAAUGUGCCUCACUCGGUUCGCUGCUCUUGUCUCUCUGCUUCUGUCUUGCGCUGUACUCUUGCUAAACGCAUAUCAUCAUAAAGCAGCGGACUACCAGGUGAGCUUCUCAUUCAACAGCGCUCAAGUGUCCUUCGAUUAAAUGAACCUGUUACCUGCAAAUAAUCCCGAUUCAGAUUUGUUUAUGGAUAGUGUUGUGUGUGUGGUAAGAAACGAAACUGGUACAGUAGCCUACAGUAAAUGCGUAAUUAUUAGAGAGCCAACAUCAGAACACGCUUGUCAUUCUAAUUGUGGAGGGCUGUGGUAAUACUUGGGGACUGUAUUUAGAUCAAAAAAGUUAAAUAUGCUCAGUAAAUCUUAAUGGAUCUUGUUUUUAUUUGUAGCACACUUCAGCUGGAGGUGAUUCUAUGGGUAAAUUAGCAUUAUGACUAUGGUUAUGAUAUUAUUAUAAUCUUCAUCAUAAUCAUCAUGAUCAUCAUCAUCCUCACUGUCUAUUUUAUCCCUCCAUAGGCAGUGUUCAGCAGAAACAGCAGCAAAUUGGAAACAAUCCAAGUGCCCAUCUGACAGGUACAAUUAUGAUACACACUAUUCAUGACAUUAUUCCUUGAAAGACCCAUUAAUAAGACUAAGCUAAAAAGUAAUGUCCUCUCUUGUCUCUCCUCCAGCUCCAGACUCAUUUAAUCAUUCAAAAAGGGUAUACCUUGAAUGGGAGUACAACCUUGGACUUGCUCACCUUAUUGGAUUUAAGUAUCAGGACGGCGACCUCAUCGUGCUCAAAGAUGGCAUGUACAAGGUUUACCUGCAGAUCACCUUCCGAAGGCCUGGUCACUUUGUGUGUAGCGAGGAGGACUCAGUGUUCAUCCUCACCCAGAAGGUAAUCCUGUUUGCAAAGAGCUACCAGAAAAAUAGAGACCUCCUAACAGCAUCUGACACAGUGGACUGCAUUCCCAAAUCAAAUGACUGUCAGCCGCCUGGUUCAGAGGGCUCAGGGACUCAGUACUGGGAAAAGUCUCCCUGCACGUCCGGCGUGUUUGCACUAAAAGCUGGGGACAGGCUCAGAGUGAGGUUGGGGGACAGGUACCAUGAGCUGAUGCUCCUUCAAGAAGACAGGACAUUUUUUGGGGCACAUCUCAUUUGA